CAGUAGGUCACGUGACUGGUUAACCAAAGCGAACAAGUAAUAGAGAGCAAGAGAGGAGAUCAGUGUAUUUGGUUAUUCAACUUAUUAGCGACCUGUGCUGCCACAGGGUAACUUUAAAACAUGGGGCGAAGAUCCAUCAACACCACCAAGAGUGGGAAAUAUAUGAAUCCCACUGAUCAGGCCCGCAAGGAAGCAAGGAAAAAAGAACUUAAAAAGAACAAAAAGCAGCGUAUGAUGGUGAGGCAAGCUGUGCUGAAAGGAAAAGAUCCUACAAAAAUUUUAGAAGACAUGGAAAUCAUAGACAAAAUGGAAUAUGACCCAACACAGCCUCCAAGACUAAAUGAAAAAGUGUUAAAGGAUAAAAGAAAAAAGUUGUAUGAAACUUUUGAGAGGGUGCUGAAAUUAUAUGAAAAAGAAGAACCUGAGUAUGCUCUAGGUCUGAAAAAGACAUUACAAGAAUAUGAGAAGAAACGUUUACAAAUGCAAAUUUACUAUGAGCAAGUAAAGAAUGCAGAACGUGUGCAACUUGACCAAAUUCCUCUUCCAGCAGCACCUAUGGACACUCCUGUGGCCUCAGAGAUACCACUACCCAGUGACAUCCCUGUACCGCCAGCUGGGGGCAAAACAGCUCCCCAGGGGAUUCUGAAAAAAGGAACAGCAUAUGGUCUUGGAAAGUCCCUGGAGCCAGGAAGGAAAAGAAAUCCCCCAGGGCCCCCUCCUGGUCCUCCUCCCCCUCUGAGUGACAGUGAAGAUGAAUCUACAGACCCAUACAAAAGUAGAGGACAAGUUCCAGAACCUAUGGAUACCAGUGAACCAUUGAGGCCGCCAGGAGUGGAUGAUGUAGAAGAACCUCCACACCCAGUGGUGCCACCUCCAGCCAAACAGAGAAAAAUACGUUUUAUGGAUGAUGCCACAAGGGAUCCUAAUGAAGAAGAAAAAGACUCUCGUACCAUGUAUAAAGUUGCCGUGUCCCCUCUACAGGCAAAGAUGUUACAGUUAGCUGGACAGGAGGUCCCUAAAGUCCGAGUAGAGGAGGAGGUGGUCAAGAAGCCCAGUGUCAUGGACAUGCACAAUACUGAAGAGGAAGAAGUCAUUGUAGAACAUUCAGAACGUCAAGAGCCAAGCACUUCUUCUGAAGAGAUGGUAAAAAUCCCGCCAGGUCCACCACCAGGGGUGCCACCUGCAGCUGCACAGGGGGCAGCUUCAGCGGCUGCGCCAUCUGGUGGACCACCUGGAGCUCCACCUGGACCUCCUCCAGGUCUUCCACCAGGUCCACCCCCAGGGAUGCCACCUAUGAUGUUCAGGCCACCCCCACUUAGAGGACCCCCAGGUGGACCCCCAAGGUUACUACCCCCUGGGCCCCCUCCAGGCAGACCCCCAGGGUUACCUCCAGGUCCCCCACCUGGUAUGCCUUCAAACAUCAGGGCACCACCCCCAAGACUACCGCCUGGACCACCAGGUAUGCCCCCACCCAGGUUAAUGCGUCCACCUGGAGUUCCUCCAGGCAUACCACCCCCAGGAUUACCACCCCAGGGGCUGGGUCCAGGCCCUGUAAACCCCAAUGUUCUCAGUGCCCCACCAAGUAUUCAGAAACCCCCACAGAAAGUCAGAGAAGAGGAGCAGAAGAGCACUGCUACCAUAGAGGCUAAGCCACAGAUUAAACACAUGAUUGGAGAUGUUACACGGUUUACCCCAACAGCUCUGAAGAUUAGGAGAGAGAUGAAAGAUUCCAAGGGAAAGAUAAGGAUGAUUGGUAAAGGUACAGAGGAGAGGUUGACAGGGCCUGCACCAAAACCAGCAGCUCCACAACCUGCAGCUCAAACAAAAGAUGAUGCUUAUGACAGUUUCAUGAAAGAAAUGGAAAAUUUAUUAUGAUACAGGUUUCUUUGUUGAAUCAUUGGCUCUCCGAGGAGCAGUUUUAUGGACAAAGAACUUUAGUCUCUGUGGUUCAGGGCUAUGCUAUAUUAAAUGACUUUGACAUUCAAGUUUAAGUUACAAGUUGUAUAAUGCUGUGAUCUGUUUACCAAAGGAUCGAUAAAAGAACAUAAGAAGUUGUACUGUCUGUGGACAAGUUAAGAGUUCAGUGAAUAAUGCUAUUUACUAGGGCUGAACUAUAUUUGCAAAUUAAAAUGUUCAUUUAAACAGAUAUGAUACUAAAAACCAAAAGUCAUCUGGAGAUACAUUCAGAAAUGAGCAUUAAAUAUCCAGUUUCUUUUUCAUGGCAACCUGUAUUAUGCAGCUUUUAAAUAAAAGACAAGUCAAAGUAUAGAAAAAAAGUAUAACAAAGACUUUUAUAAAACGGUUCAUGGAUAAUUCAAAUUAUUACACUGUCCUUAAAGUUGAGAUGUAAAUAAACAUUUGUUUUUACAAAAUACUU
Molecule: messenger RNA, 2377 nt
Organism: Lingula anatina
Lineage: Eukaryota; Metazoa; Brachiopoda; Lingulata; Lingulida; Lingulidae
Product: WW domain-binding protein 11
Biological process (GO): RNA processing
Cellular component (GO): spliceosomal complex
Source: RefSeq, a predicted model, not a curated record